Temnothorax curvispinosus is the source of this 1116-nucleotide messenger RNA. RefSeq names its product venom protease-like. The transcript is spliced from 6 exons. The coding region runs from base 1 to 1116 and encodes 371 amino acids. The record is from RefSeq and is a predicted model, not a curated record. Gene Ontology annotation, molecular function: nucleic acid binding; serine-type endopeptidase activity. Lineage: Eukaryota; Metazoa; Arthropoda; Insecta; Hymenoptera; Formicidae. Gene Ontology annotation, biological process: proteolysis.
AUGAUGGUGUGGCUCCCUCAAUCUCCGGAUCUUAAUCCGGUCUGUCCCACCUCUCAGGAGCACCUUUGGGAGAUCCUCCAGAAAGCAUGGAGUGAAAUACCAAAUUCUGUUUUGGAAAAACUCGUAGAAAGAAUGCCGCGAUUGAUGCAAAAGGUGCUAUAUCCACCAACGGAGGAACGGCACGCGGAACAGUCUAUCAUGAGUCCGCUAAGUACAAAGGUAUUACUGUGCAUUGUACUCUGUUUGUCAAUAUGUCAACAUACUCAAAGUCAGUACAUCGUAUUCGACAAUCCCCGCAAUGCUAUCGUUUUUGACGCAAAUAAUGAAGAAGCAAUAACUGACAUAACGGAGGGAUCCACAACUGCGUUAAGGUUCUCAAGCUUUCCAUACAUGGUAACAGUGCACCAAAUCUUCAGCAACGCAUACUUGGGACCGUGCGCCGGCACGAUCUUAUCCAAAAGAUGGGUUCUCACAGCCGCCCAUUGUGUCUACGCAAAAAACCCUGGAACACUUCUCGUAGAUUUCGACGUUGACGAGUUUAGCAUUGAACAGGGUGUUCUUCGAACCCUCAAGUUCAGUACCCCCUACGCGUAUGGCAUUGGAUACAGUCUUUCCCCAGGUGUGGUGAUGAAUCCGACUCAAACGUUUAUACAUCCGCAAUACGCAAAUGGCUACAAUGAUAUUGCCUUACUCUAUAUGCCACAAGAUAUUCCCUUUUCCAAUAAUAUUCAGCCAAUAAAACUCGCAUAUUACGAGAACUUUGUGAACGAAAAUGCUUAUGUGGUCGGUUGGAAAAAAAAGAACGCGGCUAGCCGAAGUACGACGGAGACGAUGAAACUUAAGUGCGCCAUGUUGCCGAUUAUAGAAAAUAAUGUAUGCAGGCAAUACUGGCCCAUCAACGACAACCACAUUUGCACGGCCGCAGGAUUGGGACAAUUCGCUUGUCCCGAGAGAGUCAGCAGUGAUCCUCUCAUCGUAAGAAAAAAUGGCCAAGACUUUCAAAUAGGUAUUAUGAGUUACGAAGACCAAUCUUUUUGUCCUAACAACUCACCUCAAGUGUAUACUAAGGUUUCUUCAUAUAUAGACUGGAUUAUCGAAGUCAUGAAGCGAUAUUAG